AUGACACAAGAACUUCCCACAACAACGAUACGCAUAGCGCGUAACCACAACCGCCACAACAACAAUUUCAAUUCGAACUCCGUUAAAUGUAACAACAAAAGCGAAAAUUCGCAUGAUACACAAAACAGCCGUUUAGAGGCUGGCCUACAGAGAGAACCGGUCGACAGGCCCACUUUUGGACAACAAUUGCUCAACUUCAUUGCCUCAGAGAAUGACGUCGACUUCUCAUGGAGAGCGCUGUUAAACAGCAUCAAGAUACUUGCCCUCAUACUACUCUGGCUCGUCAUUGUCGUAAUUAUGAUUAUAACAAAACCACCAAUCGACGAAUCGCGACUCUUUACGCUCGAACCGAAUCAAACGCGUACAUAUAUGAUACCACAACAACAAGUGGCCGAACGCGUUGGCGUCGUUAUUUGGGGACCCUUCCAGGAAACGGAUAGAGCAGAAAUAAAAAAUGGUGUAAUGCCCGAUGUGGUCACCAUGAAUGUAGUGAGUGAUGCGGAGGGUAAAGAGAAAACUAGCGUAGAUUGGCUGAUAUACUUGCAAACAGCUGAUCUCGAGCAAGCGACGAAAAUAGAGAAAGCGCAUGUCUUCCGAAGCGCGAAAUCAAAGAGUAAGCAGGAAAACCCGAAUUUGUGGCUCGUCAUGACAACAACCAAACAAGUGACCAUCAAAUUGAGAGUCGACGCGUAUACAGCGAAUCGUGAACGGGGUAUCUGGGCGGGUGCAUUGAUUUUGAUACUUAUGUACGCCAUGAUCGUGACGGAAAUCAUUGACCGCACCAUAGCGUCGAUAUUGUGUGCCACACUCGCUGUCGCACUGCUGAUUAGCCUCGGUGAUAAUGUGAAUUUGGACAUGAUUAUGUCGUGGGUCGACAUCGAGACGAUGUUGUUGCUCUUCAGCAUGAUGCUACUGAUCGCCAUGCUCGCCGAUUCGGGUAUUUUUGAUUUCUUCGCCGUUUACGCAUACGAAAUAUCGAAAGGUUUCGUAUGGCCGCUUUUGACAAGCCUCUGUUUAUUUACCGCAGUGGUUUCGGCAUUUCUGGAUAAUGUUACGAUGAUGCUGCUCGUCGCGCCGAUCAUUAUACGUUUGUGUGAGGCUUUAACGCUCGAUCCCGUUCUGAUGUUGACCCUGAUGGUAAUCUAUUCGAAUAUUGGCGCUGCUUGUACGCCCAUCGGUGAUCCACCGAACAUUAUUAUAACCACGAACGAUUAUAUACACGACAAUGGCGUCACAUUCGGCAAUUUCAUGUUGCACUGUGUACCAUGUGUCACAUUGGUGACACUGCAAACUUACUUUCUCCUACGCUACAUAUAUCGGGAUGAGAGUAAGUUGCAUAUACAUGGAGCUCUGAAUGACAGUAUGCAGCGUUUGGCACGUCGUUCGGAACGUUUAACGAAGAUGGCUUCUGCCGCCGGUAAAGGGUUCAACACGGCAAGUGUUAAGCGUAAAUCGGAAAGAGCUUUAAUGCAACUGGAACAUCAAUUGAAAUAUACACCGGAAUAUCCACGGGUCUUGGCCAAUCUGAAGUCCAUGUAUGGCAUUAAGGACAAACCGUUGCUCAUUAAGCUAUCCAUUUGCUUUCUAUUCGUACUCACUCUAUUUCUAUCGCACAGUUUUCAUAAUUUACAUCAGCUGCCGCUGGGUUGGGCUGCUCUCACCGGCGUGCUGUUGGCCUUCUCACUGGUGGACAUAACGGAUUUUGAAGCACUGCUACUACGCAUUGAAUGGUCGACUUUGAUAUUUUUCGGUUCGCUCUUCAUACUCAUGGAGGUAUUGGCAAAGAUCGGUAUGAUUGGCAUAAUUGGCGAGGAGGUGCAGGACUGGAUAAUGUUGGUCGAUAAGAAAUAUCGUUUGUGUCUCGCAAUAAUGCUAGUACUAUGGGUUUCGGCUGUUGCUUCGGCCUUUCUCGAUAAUAUACCGGUGACUGCAAUGAUGUUGCCAAUUGUGAUUUCGAUGGCGCAGGAUCGUGAGCUGCAGUUGCCGUUGCAUCCCUUAGUUUGGGCGCUCGCGAUGGGCGCUUGUUUUGGCGGUAACGGUACACUCGUUGCGGCCUCGGCGAAUGUGGUGAGCGCUGGCAUUGCGAAUCAACAUGGUUACCGAUUUUCUUUUUGUUCGUUCUUCAUUUUGGGCUUUCCCAUUAUGUUGACAAAUAUUGUUGUUACUUCGUUGUAUUUAAUUCUCUGUCAUGUGAUUUUCGAGUGGCACGAUCCGCCGAAGUAUGAGUGA
Molecule: messenger RNA, 2229 nt
Organism: Bactrocera tryoni
Lineage: Eukaryota; Metazoa; Arthropoda; Insecta; Diptera; Tephritidae
Product: P protein-like
Exons: 1
Coding region: 1-2229 (742 amino acids)
Biological process (GO): transmembrane transport
Cellular component (GO): membrane
Source: RefSeq, a predicted model, not a curated record